CGGCCUCCAUGGGCGCCUAGAGGACCCCCGGCCCCCGCCCGCCCGCCGCCCGCCAUGGGCGCCCCCGGAGCCGCCCUGGUGGCCAGCCUCGUCGCGGGAUUUAUGUUCCUUGGUACCACUGAUGCUCAGUCAAAGCUGACAUCUGAACAGAAUGCCAUAAGCCUCUCUUCCGGCACAUACAGCCACUUGGAUCGUGCCACUAACACAAAGCUGACUUGUGACAAAUGUCCCGCAGGAACCUAUGUGUCUAAGCACUGCACAACGACCAGCUUAAGAGAGUGCCGCCCAUGCGCCAGUGGAACAUUCACAAAGCAUGAAAAUGGGAUAGAGAGAUGCCAUCCAUGUAAAAAGCUGUGUGAGCCGCCGAUGGUUGAGAAAACCCCUUGCACUGCUUUGACGGACCGUGAGUGCAUCUGUCCGCCUGGUAAAUUUCGAGACGGUGAUGCUUGCAAAUCUUACUCCGUGUGCCGCGUUGGGUGGGGCCUAAAAAAGAAAGGAACUGAAACAGAAGAUGUCAAGUGUAAACCUUGCCCUCGUGGCAGCUUCUCUGAUGUGCCUUCUAGCAUGCUGAGAUGCAAAACAUUCACUGACUGCUCACGAGCAAAUAUGGUUGUGAUCAAACCAGGGACAAAAGAGAGAGACAACACUUGUGGACUUUCACCAGCUUUUCUGACUGGAGCUGGGCUUUUGUCACGACCAGAAGAGGGUGGAGAACAUUACAAAGUUCCUUCUACUUUUCUUUCCAAAGGUGUGAACGCUUCGGUUUCCAAUUUUUCUGCCACCCCUACCCCAAAUGUGUCCGUUGACAUGGUGGAGCCAACCAACAGCUACAAUGGGACUUCAAAGAAUGAGACUGUAGUUGUCAACGUGACUGAUAUGGGAUAUGCUACGCCUUUGAAUCACCAGCAAACCUAUUACCAUAAGCACGCCCCUCCCAUCCUGAAAAUACAGCCAGCGCUGGAAAUGAGUGGCAGUGUGAAAUCCAGCAUUCCCUACAACCCCCCCAAGAGAGGCUCUCCAAGGCAGGCUGCCCACAGGCAUUUUGAUAUCAAUGAGCACCUGCCCUGGAUGAUCGUGCUGCUGCUGCUGCUUGUGCUGGUGGUGAUCGUUGUGUGCAGUGUCCGUAAAAGUUCGCGAACUCUAAAGAAAGGACCACGGCAGGAUCCCAGUGCCAUUGUCGAAAAGUCCGUUUUGAGAAAAUCUUCCACUCUGACUCAGAACAGGGAGAAAUGGAUCUACUACUGCAAUGGACAUGGCAUUGACAUUCUGAAGCUGGUGGCAGCCCAAGUUGGAAGCCAGUGGAAGGAGAUCUACCAGUUCCUGUGCAAUGCAAGCGAGCGGGAGGUGGCUGCUUUCACCAGCAGCUAUUCUGCAGACCACGAGAGGGCCUAUGCAGCUUUACAGCACUGGACCAUCAGGGGCUCUGAAGCCAGCCUUGCCCAGCUGAUCAGUGCUCUCCGUCAGCACCGGCGCACGGAUGUGGUGGAGAAGAUCAGGGGCUUAAUGGAAGACACGACACAGCUUGAAGUUGACAAAUCGGCUCUUCCUGCAAAUCCUGCUCCUCUAAGUCCUAGCCCAGCUCCAAAGCCAGAUGCAGCCAUUAUCCCCGUGGACCCAUCUCCCUUGGAGAAGAACAAGUGCUUUUUUGUGGAUGAGUCAGAACCGCUUCUGCGUUGUGAUUCAACCUCCAGUGGCUGCUCUGCUCUGAGCCGAACAGGCUCCUUUAUUACCAAAGAAAAGAAGGAUACUGUGCUGCGACAGGUGCGCUUGGACCCCUGUGACCUGCAGCCCAUCUUUGACGACAUGCUUCACAUACUGAACCCAGAAGAGCUGCAUGCCAUUGAAGAGAUCCCACAGGCAGAAGAUAAGCUGGACAGGCUUUUCGAAAUUGCUGGUGUCAAGAGCCAGGAAGCAAGCCAGACUCUCCUGGAUUCGGUCUACAGCCACCUGCCUGAUUUGCUCUAGACUGGCUCACCAAAUGAUUGCACGCUGCACACAUAUUCUGGCUGCUACUUGCGCUCGCUUGGCGCCUGUUAAAGUCAACAUGCCAGCAGGAUAUUUUGUAGAACUUGUGGCCAGUAUUUUCUCCUAGGUUUUGCUUUUUUCUUCCUUGCCGGAGGAGGGAGGGGCAAUGUGCACCCUUUCAUGUUUAUUAUCUGAAUUAAAAGGUCUUGUUUCCCCCUCUUAAUUACAACAUUUUAACCUGUCAUUCUAACCACUUAAAAACAACCACCACAGAUAUUAUUUUCAAUUUUAUCUGUUGAAUUUGGACUGGCUUCAUCUACUUCUAAUCUCAUCAUCAAUUAGGGGUGUUUUUUGUUCUUCUUUUGAUGUUUUAUGUGUGGGUUUUUUUAACUCCAACUUGAAAUAUAUAUAUUUUUUCUCAUGGCAGGUAUUUUUAAUUCUCAUUUACUGCCCUGCUCAUAACUGGAAGCUUAUGUGAAAAACGGUUGUCAGUUUGAUCAGCUUUUCUUAAGACGUUAUAAAGAAAAAGCACCAGUACUGCUGGAUGAUUCCAAUUGUUGAUGUUUUACGAGCUCCUUGUAUGGUUUCCAAGUGGACAAAGCAGAUAUUGGUGGGCGACUCCUCCAAAACAUGUUACAUGUAAUUUCUCCAGCCUUCAAGAUAAUGACAUUUUGGCCUGCAGAUGAAUGUAAUUCUGUCCACUCAACUCAAGAGGAGUACUUUGCCUUGCCAUUUUAGGAUUUCAGUGGGCUUGGUAAUUUGGGUCAUUUUUGGAGUAGCACCUGGAGCUGGACUCUGGAAGGUAAACAAGAACCCUGGCAGGGCCACAUUUCUCAUUCUACAAGACUUAUUGAUUUGUGCUUCAAAUUUUUGUCUUUUUGUGUGUGUGUUUUUUAAAAAAAUCUAUACGGAUGUGGCCAAUAGGUUUCAAAUACCUCACUUGGUCUUUGCAUUUCCCCCCUCCACACAGACAUCACUUUUUAUUAAAAAUGCUGCAUUGUAAGAA
Podarcis raffonei (Aeolian wall lizard) is the source of this 2971-nucleotide messenger RNA. It is a transcript of the gene TNFRSF21, whose product is annotated as TNF receptor superfamily member 21. The record is from RefSeq and is a predicted model, not a curated record. Gene Ontology annotation, biological process: adaptive immune response; signal transduction; neuron apoptotic process. Gene Ontology annotation, molecular function: protein binding. Bases 55 to 1965 code for a protein of 636 amino acids. The transcript is spliced from 6 exons. Lineage: Eukaryota; Metazoa; Chordata; Lepidosauria; Squamata; Lacertidae.